CUUCCCGGCACCCCCAGCGCGCGGCCCCGUCACGCCCCGCGCGGGCCCCGCCCCCUCUCUGCCCGGGCCCUGCCUCGGAGCCGCCAUCGCCACCCGCCACCAUGCCUGCCCUCAGGCCUCUCGUGAAACCUAAAAUCGUCAAGAAGAGGACCAAGAAGUUCAUCCGCCAUCAGUCUGAUCGCUAUGUCAAGAUCAAGCGCAACUGGCGCAAGCCCAGGGGCAUCGACAACCGCGUGCGGCGGCGGUUCAAGGGCCAGAUCCUGAUGCCCAACAUCGGCUAUGGCAGCAGCAAGAAGACAAAGCACAUGCUGCCCACGGGCUUCAGGAAGUUCCUGGUCCACAACGUCAAAGAGCUGGAAGUGCUCAUGAUGAGCAACAAGUCCUACUGUGCAGAGAUUGCUCACAAUGUCUCUUCCAAGAACCGGAAGGUGAUUGUGGAGAGAGCUGCCCAGCUCGCCAUCAAGAUCACCAACCCCAACGCCAGGCUGCGCAGCGAGGAGAAUGAGUAAGCUUCUGCAGCCCAGCUGUAUUUAAUAAACUCUAAAAAACAA
Messenger RNA from Calypte anna (Anna's hummingbird), 551 nucleotides. RefSeq names its product ribosomal protein L32 (gene RPL32). The transcript has 4 exons. The record is from RefSeq and is a predicted model, not a curated record. Bases 102 to 509 code for a protein of 135 amino acids. Gene Ontology annotation, cellular component: cytosolic large ribosomal subunit; ribosome. Gene Ontology annotation, biological process: translation. NCBI's taxonomy places the organism in Eukaryota, Metazoa, Chordata, Aves, Apodiformes, Trochilidae. Gene Ontology annotation, molecular function: structural constituent of ribosome.